Lampris incognitus (smalleye Pacific opah) is the source of this 4143-nucleotide messenger RNA. RefSeq names its product zinc finger protein 532 (gene znf532). The record is from RefSeq and is a predicted model, not a curated record. NCBI's taxonomy places the organism in Eukaryota, Metazoa, Chordata, Actinopteri, Lampriformes, Lampridae. The transcript has 8 exons. The coding region runs from base 1 to 4032 and encodes 1343 amino acids.
AUGGGCGAUAUGAAGACGCCAGACUUUGAUGACCUGCUGGCAGCUUUCGAUAUUCCUGACAUGGUGGAUCCUAAGGCCGCUAUUGAGUCUGGCCACCAUGAUGACCAUGACAACCAGCUUAAACAAGCCAGUGGUGGGGUGUCUGCCAAUGAUGAUGAGGCCCAAAACCCUUCGGCAGGACAUGAUGUUGGUGUUAGUGUAAUUGUCAAGAACAUCCGAAACAUGGACACUGGUGAGCAUGGUGGAAACCUAUCAGAAAAAGAGGGCCAUCUACAACCACAACCUCAUGCUGUUACCAUAGGAAAUGGACUUCAUAAUGGCUUCUUACCAGCAACAUCACCAAGCAAACAUUACACAAAGAAUGGAUGGAAAGCUCCCAGGGAAGAAGGUCAUCCAGUUAAUAACCCAACAUCUACCUUUAAUCAGUUCAGUCCUAUCUCCAGUGCUGAAGAGUUUGAUGAUGAUGACAAGAUUGAAGUCGAUGACCCUCUGGACAAGCAGAGCAAUCAAUCAUUUUUUAGACCCACUCCAAACUCCAUGAUUGGACAUCCUUCCUGUCCCAGGAGAGAGGACCAAAAUCCAAACCCACCUAAAUCACUGGAAAGUGUUUCUGAGCCUAGAGUCAUUGGAGAUUCAGGUCGACCAAAACCUGAUCAAAACAACAACAAUGGUACUUUCAGUUGUGCCAAAGUUAAUGACACUGCUAAAUCUAGGAAACCUGAUGAGCAAGCCAAAGAAAGUGUCACCAGGGUUCAAGGACAAGUGGGAAAAGAGUCUGGAGAGCUCUCAGCACUUGGCUCUGUCGCUGUGUCUGGUAGCACUCAAACCAAAACCAAGUCCUCAGCCAAGCUCUCCUCCUGUAUAGCAGCCAUAGCAGCCCUCAGUGCCAGGAAGGCCAGCACUGAAGACUCAGAGGCCCUGGAUUCUCCUACCUCCCAGAAAGAGCCUAUCCCUGUUAGCCCACUGAGAGAAUUCCCCCAGGAGGUCAAGGAAAAUCCAAGGACUUCAGAGCAACCACACGAACAAGAAUCUGCCCUGGAAGUUGCUAAAAGGCUGCUAUUAAGGGAGCCAGACAGCCCUUCUAGUGUCAUCAGUGAGGGUAGCAGUAAAGGGUCCCCUGCCUCACCCACAGGUACCACCCCUGUCAUCCCUAAAGUCAGAAUCAAAACAAUCAAGACUUCAUCAGGUCAGAUCAAACGUACUGUCACCCGAGUCCUUCCAGAAUUUGACCAUGAGAGCCUUAAAAAGGGAGAAAAUUCAAAUAUUCCUUCAGUCAUGGUUUCAUCUAUGCUCUCCUCCCCCACCUCUGCUGCAAAUUUCUCCUCGCCAACACGACACUCUAUCCCCACCACAGUAGUAGCCACCUCAGGAGGCCCUUCCAUGGAAAUAACCAAGCAGAUGACCAUCAAACCUGUAGCAACAGCCUUUCUGCCAGUUUCAGCUGUCAAGACAGCAGGUUCACAAGUUAUAAACCUUAAAUUGGCCAACAACACCACAGUCAAAGCAACGGUCAUCCCUGCUGCCUCAGUUCAGAGUGCUAGCAGUGCCAUCCUCAAAGCUGCUAAUACCAUCCAGCAACAGACUGUCAUGGUGCCCGCUUCUAGUUUGGCUAAUGCCAAACUUGUGCCAAAGACUGUCCAUCUUACCAACCUUAACCUUUUGCCUCAGACUGUGUCCACUGUUGCCUGUGAGCUCCACCAGGCCCUGUCCACCUCAAAGCAACCACAUCAGCAAGUCAAGCAGCAGUCUAUACUGGCUAGCCAAGCCUCAAAGAAAGUCUCUAGGGUGCAAGUGUUUGCCAGCUCCCAAAGUUCUGUGGUGGACGCCUUCAAUAAAGUCCUGAGUAGCAUCAACCCUGUCCCUAUAUAUGUGCCGAACCUUUCUCCCCCAACCUCUGCCUGUAUCACGCUACCUUCACGUGGUUUCAAGUGUCUGGAGUGUGGAGACUCCUUUGCUCUUGAGAAGAGCUUGACCCAGCACUAUGAACGCCGCAGUGUACGGAUCGAGGUCACCUGCAACCACUGUGCCAAAAACUUGGUUUUCUACAAUAAGUGCAGCCUCUUGUCACAUGCCAGGGGCCACAAGGAUAAAGGAGUGGUCAUGCAGUGUUCACACCUCAUCCUGAAACCCAUUCCCACAGAUCAAAUGAUUACAACAUCAGCUUCAACAGGCCCCUCCAACUUCACUCCUAGCAACCCUAUCACCCAAGCCCAGGGUUCUGCUGGUCAGAUCCAAGGGAAGGUUGCUGGUGGUGGUAACCAAAAUGCUGUGAUCUCCGCCCCAUGCAGUGCUCCUUUAGUGGCAGCCAUGCCCAUAGAGGAUGAUGCAUCAAAAUUAUGCAGGCACAGUCUCAAGUGUUUGGAGUGCAAUGAAAUGUUGCAGGACGAAAGCUCCCUAGCCAUGCAUUAUCAGCAGUCACUGGAGUCCAGUGGGCAGAAAACAUGCACCAUCUGCCAAAUGCUCCUUCCCAAUCAGUGCAGUUUUGCGUCACACCAGCGGAUCCACCAGCACAAAUCUCCUUACAUCUGCCCUGAGUGUGGUGCCAGCUGUCGCUCUGUCCACUUCCAGUCUCACGUCACCAGAAACUGUCUUCAUUACACACGCCGAGUCGGCUACCGUUGUCUCCACUGCAGUGUGAUCUUUGCUGAUGUUGCUAGUCUUAAAUCCCACAUCCAGAGUAGCCACUGUGAGAUCUUCUAUAAAUGCCCUGUCUGCCCCAUGGCCUUCAAAUCUGCACCAGGAACACACUCCCAUGCGUCCACACAACACCCCGGAGUAAAGAUAGGGGAGCCCAAGUUGAUCUAUAAGUGCUCCAUGUGCGACACCGUGUUCACUCUCCAGUCCUUACUCUAUACACACUUUGACCAGCACGUGGUCAAUUAUAAAGUGUCAGUGUUCAAAUGCCCCGACUGCUCUAUGCACUACGCCCAGAAACAGCUCAUGCUGGACCACAUCAAGGCCAUACACGGGACGCUGAAGACCGUAGAAGGUCCUCCCAACCUUGGAAUCAACUUGCCGCUGAGCACCAAGCCCACCAAUUCCAACAGUAAUAACAGCAACAGCCCAAGCAGUAAUAAUAACAACAGGGAUGGGGGGAAUGUCAAUGGUCAAGACUUGGGGGACAAGAAGCCCCUUCCAAUGCCCAUCAAGAAAACCAACAGCUCAGCAGAUAGCAAAGCUCCCCCUGGUCCAGGCUAUACAUGUUGGGAAUGUGAUUCUAUCCACACUUCCAGGGAGGUCUUUGUGGCCCACAUGAGACGUGAACAUGGAAAGAUUUUAAAGAAGCAUCCAUGUCGGCAAUGUGACAAAUCCUUCAGCUCGUCCCAUAGUCUUUGCCGACACAACCGACUCAAACACAAAGGGCUGCGUAAACUCUAUACCUGCCCACACUGUCCAAGCCUCAGUCAGCCCUUCACUAAAAGAGUGCUGUUGGACCAACACAUUCAGCUGAUGCAUGGAGUCAAAGACCUAGAGGGGAAGACUAUUAGCCCGGAUAACAUGGACGCUAUACCUGACAAUGAGCGCUCAAAGACCCUCAGCCCCAAGAGGAAGCAAGAAGAAGAUGAGGGAUCUCCAGGAUUGCACUCCAGGAGCUCGGACUCACAGCUGUUGAAGAAGCUCAAGGUGAACAUCGUCAAAGUUCACAAGUGUGCUGUCUGCGGCUUCACCACCGAGGACAUCAGCAGCUUCCACGGGCACAUCCCCCAGCACAAGUCGGACGGGUCAUCUUUUCAGUGUCAGGAGUGUGGCCUUUGCUACACCUCCCACCAUUCUCUGGCCCGACACCUGUUCAUCGUGCACCGUUUGAAGGAGCCGCAGGGCUUGGCGCAGCGCAACGCACAAGGUGCAGACGACGAGAGUCAAAGAGAGAACCAGCUGGGUGUCACGGAUGAAAACGACGAUGGUACACCCAACACCAAAUGCAAGGUGUGCGGGAAGAUGUUUGAAACAGAGGGAAAUCUGAACACACACAUGAGGACACAUGGAAUGGCCUUUAUAAAGUCCAAGAGGCUGAGCACUGCUGAGAAGUGAAAGUGGACGCAGCUCGGAACUGCUGCUGUAGUAGCAUUCCAUCGAAGACAAUGUUCUUGCUUUAAAUUUGAAACUGUAUCAGUCAGACAAGUGGGACAAAGAAUAGUCACC